Messenger RNA from Acaulospora colombiana, 993 nucleotides. The record is from the annotation of a GenBank genome assembly. NCBI's taxonomy places the organism in Eukaryota, Fungi, Glomeromycota, Glomeromycetes, Diversisporales, Acaulosporaceae.
AUGGCAAAAAUAACCGACACUAAACACAAAACAGACCAUACCUCCUCACCUACCACCUCCACUCACCCUCAAUCAACCAGUAGCACUCUAUUUAAUGUCGUCAAGCAAAGUUCCACAAGCAAUUCUGUGACAAGCCAUACUCCGAUUAGCUCGACAAUAAAUACUGAAACUUUAACAAGUAGCCAAUUACCUAGCGGAUCAAGUCUUUCAUCAAGCAAUGGAACUAGUGAUUAUUCAAAGACUUCGUCGUUUCUGUUGGUUGGAAUUGUAUUGGUGGUUGUUGCGUUAGUGGUUAUUAUCACCGUUAUAUGUCGAAAAUGUGGUGGUGAGGAUAAAAAGGGAACAAUCCGUUUAAAAGACGAACCAGAUCUACCUGAAACUCCUAAAUUCGCCAGUUUGCCGUUGGAAAAUAACGAUUCUUCUCGGAACUAUGCAGUUGACAAUAACAAUAAUAAUUCGAUCUUAGUCAAUAUUGUUGAUUAUGAUGAUGAAAUUGCUAAUAAUAACUUCAUAGGCUAUAAUACCGGCAAUAGCGGCACAGAUAAUAAUGUUAAUAAUUUCAUGGGUGAUAAUGCCAAUAUUGUCGCAGGCGAUAAUGUAGAUAAUAACUUCAUAUAUGGGAAUGCUCAUAACGAUGUCAUAAAUGAUAGUGAUGAGGGUAAUGACGAUUAUAGUAGUGAAAGCAGAAUUCCAAGUCAACCACCUAUGGUACAAUUAGGCCGACUUUCAUCAACUAAUUUAUCAAUUGAUUGUUCUCCCUUUGAAGACAUUCACAAUUUUGAUUCUAAUGAUAACAACAAUGGUGUUAACAGACCAAAUUCAACGAUAAUUCACAAAUUAGAAAUGGAACAUCAACAACCAUCGGAUGAUGUUUCUCCCUUGAACAGAAUGACCUUAAGCGAUUACAAUGAUUAUUCUAAUAUCAUUCAGACAGAACCCUAUCCUUCAUUUGAAUCUCAAUUUCCGAAUCCUCCCAAAAGAGCUUUCUUAUAA